AUGGAACAACAAAAGCACCAUGGAACAACCAAAAGCACCAUGGAACAACAAAAGCACCAUGGAACAACAAAAGCAAUAUGGAACAACAAAAGCACCAUGGAACAACAAAAGCACCAUGGAACAACAAAAGCACCAUGGAACAACAAAAGCACCAUGGAACAACAAAAGCACUAUGGAACAAAAGCACCAUGGAACAACAAAAGCACCAUGGAACAACAAAAGCACUAUGGAACAAAAGCACCAUGGAACAACAAAAGCACCAUGGAACAACAAAAGCACUAUGGAACAAAAGCACCAUGGAACAACAAAAGCACCAUGGAACAACAAAAGCACCAUGGAACAACAAAAGCACCAUGGAACAACAAAAGCACUAUGGAACAAAAGCACCAUGGAACAACAAAAGCACAAUGGAACAACAAAAGCACCAUGGAACAAAAGCACCAUGGAACAAAAGCACCAUGGAACAACAAAAGCACCAUGGAACAACAAAAGCACCAUGGAACAACAAAAGCACUAUGGAACAAAAGCACCAUGGAACAACAGAAGCACCAUGGAACAACAAAAGCAUGCAACAACAAAAGCAUCAUAGGACAACAAAAGCACCAUGGAACAACAAAAGCAAUAUGGAACAACAAAAGCAAUAUGGAACAACAAAAGCACCAUGGAACAAAAGCACAAUGGAACAACAAAAGCACCAUGGAACAACAAAAGCACUAUGGAACAACAAAAGCACCAUGGAACAAAAGCACCAUGGAACAACAAAAGCAAUAUGGAACAACAAAAGCAAUAUGGAACAACAAAAGCACCAUGGAACAAAAGCACAAUGGAACAACAAAAGCACCAUGGAACAACAAAAGCACUAUGGAACAAAAGCACCAUGGAACAACAAAAGCACCAUGGAACAACAAAAGCACCAUGGAACAACAAAAGCACCAUGGAACAACAAAAGCAUCAUGGAACAAAAGCACCAUGGGACAACAAAAGCAAUAUGGAACAACAAAAGCAAUAUGGAACAACAAAAGCAAUAUGGAACAACAAAAGCACCAUGGAACAACAAAAGCACCAUGGAACAACAAAAGCACCAUGGAACAAAAAAAGCACUAUGGAACAACAAAAGCACCAUGGAACAACAAAAGCACCAUGGAACAACAAAAGCACCAUGGAACAACAAAAGCACCAUGGAACAACAAAAGCACCAUGGAACAACAAAAGCACCAUGGAACAACAAAAGCACUAUGGAACAACAAAAGCACCAUGGAACAACAAAAGCACCAUGGAACAACAAAAGCACUAUGGAACAACAAAAGCACUGUGGAGCAACAAAAGCACCAUAGAACAACAAAAGCACUAUGGAACAACAAAAGCACUGUGGAACAACAAAAGCACUAUGGAACAACAAAAGCACUGUGGAACAACAAAAGCACUAUGGAACAACAAAAGCACUAUGGAACAACAAAAGCACUGUGGAGCAACAAAAGCACUAUGGAACAACAAAAGCACUAUGGAACAACAAAAGCACAUCAAGUCGGCGUGUAG
Messenger RNA from Procambarus clarkii (red swamp crayfish), 1536 nucleotides. RefSeq lists its product as uncharacterized. Lineage: Eukaryota; Metazoa; Arthropoda; Malacostraca; Decapoda; Cambaridae. The record is from RefSeq and is a predicted model, not a curated record.